AUCGAUAACCUGGCGAGCCUGUUAACCGCCGUGCAGGUUAUGUAAAAUAAAAAGUAAAAUUUGCUGAAAUCAAUUAAAAAGUUAGAAGCACAGCUAAAACUGUUAUUAUUAUCUAGCCAUGGUGUUCCUUAACCUGCCCCUUUUGGUACGAGCUCGUGGGCCCGACGAAUUCUGGCGAAAGAGGCGCAUUUUUAAACUGGCAGCGCAUUAUAGAAGUCGCACCCGCAAUGUCUACUCCUUCGCGAUUAGAAGCGUUCACAGGGCAUUGGCGUACGCCACCAAAGGACGAAAGCUGAAGAAACUGGACAUGGCGCAAUUGUGGACAACACGAGUGGAGGCGGGAUGUCAGCAGUACGGCGUGGGUCUAGAAACCUUUAAGGAGGGCUUGGCUCGAUCUGAUAUUUUACUCAACAAAAAAACGCUGUCUGAUUUGGCCAUUUGGGAACCGCGUUCUUUUGAAGCACUGGUCAAGAUCUCUCGAGAACGGGCCGCCGUUGAAGGAUUGCCGGACAUCAAGCGGAGAUCGGCGUUCAACCAGGUUUAUGGUCUGAGCAACCUGAAGUUGGAUUAACUUAGCCCUAAGUAGAUGUUCAAAUAUAGAUAUUUGUAUAUUUUAACAAAAA
This is a messenger RNA of Drosophila ficusphila, 623 nucleotides long. RefSeq names its product 39S ribosomal protein L20, mitochondrial (gene mRpL20). The record is from RefSeq and is a predicted model, not a curated record. Gene Ontology annotation, cellular component: ribosome. The transcript has 3 exons. Gene Ontology annotation, molecular function: rRNA binding; structural constituent of ribosome. The coding region runs from base 119 to 571 and encodes 150 amino acids. Lineage: Eukaryota; Metazoa; Arthropoda; Insecta; Diptera; Drosophilidae. Gene Ontology annotation, biological process: translation; ribosomal large subunit assembly.